CUAACGUUUUUACGAAAGCUCUUCAGCCAUCUUCAGUUAUAAUGGGUAAAGUAUUUGGAAAGCUCUUCACAGCUGUGGAGAAGGAGAAGGAGUUGCCUUCAAACUCAGAAGACAUUGGUGUCGUCGCUGGAGGAGGGAAGAGGAAACGGACAGAAGAUGGGGAAAGCCUACCGAGGAAAAGAAGUAGGAAACGGGACUCCUCCCCGCAGAACGAUGAGUUGCCGUCCAGCUCAGAAGACAUUGGUGUUGUCGAUGGAGGAGGGAAGAGGAAACAGACAGAAGAUGGGGAAAGCCCACCCUGGAAAAGAAGCAGGAAACCGGGCCCCUUCCCGUGGAGCGGUGAGUUGUUCAGCUCAGAGGACACUGAAAGCAGAAACACACCCGAGGCGGCUCUGAGCGAGGGAAGCGCUAAGAGGAAGGCGGUCGACGAUGAAGGACCGGUUGAGAAGAAGUACAGGCUUCUAGACGAGUCAGACGUGUUUAAGGCCAAGUACCAGCAGCUGAAGAAACUUGGCCAAGGAUCGUUUGGAUGCGUGUUUGCUGGCUACCGCAGAGCGGAUAAUCUACCCGUCGCCAUCAAGCAUAUCGACAGGAAACACCAUCUCACCCUUUACCAAGAAGAUGAUGGGUACACGAUCCCCAUGGAGGUCGCUGUCCUAGAGCAUCUACAGGCCAACUCAGAGCGGCAUUCAGCACCAGUUGACCUACUGGACUGGUACGUUGAGGAACAGGGGCUGAUCCUGGUGCUGGAGAGACCGUUGCCGGCCGUAGACCUCGCCAACUACAUCCAAGGCAAAGGAGGCCACUUGAUAGAAACGGAAGCCAAGAUUAUAAUUAAUCAGCUGCUGGAUGCAGCCAUUGACCUCAAGCAGAAGCACAUUUUCCACCGUGACAUUAAACCCGAAAAUCUUCUUAUUGAGACCUGCAUGAAGUCGCCGCGAGUUCGCCUCAUCGACUUCGGUUUGAGCUGCUUCGACGGAGACGGAGACACCUAUAGCAACUUUUAUGGUUCUUUCGUCCCCCCAGAGUGGCACCGUCGGCAGGAAUACGAAGCCGGACCCUCGACAGUAUACCAGAUCGGAGUGGUCCUGUUCGCCAUGCUCCAAGGCGUGGAAUCUAGCGGGCACCUGUCCUUUCAGAAGCUGAAGAACAGUUGGUGGCUUUCCGAAUAUUGCAAAGAUUUCUACAAGGCGUGCAUGCAUGUGAAUCCGGAUCAGCGGUUCACCCUGGAGCAGAUGAGGAAUCACCCGUGGCUGAGAUAGUAUCACACUACACCCACACACACACA
Messenger RNA from Cyclopterus lumpus (lumpfish), 1288 nucleotides. RefSeq names its product serine/threonine-protein kinase pim-2-like. The transcript has 6 exons. Gene Ontology annotation, molecular function: ATP binding; protein serine/threonine kinase activity. The record is from RefSeq and is a predicted model, not a curated record. Gene Ontology annotation, biological process: negative regulation of apoptotic process; regulation of mitotic cell cycle; protein autophosphorylation. Bases 42 to 1262 code for a protein of 406 amino acids. Lineage: Eukaryota; Metazoa; Chordata; Actinopteri; Perciformes; Cyclopteridae. Gene Ontology annotation, cellular component: cytoplasm.